Messenger RNA from Maniola jurtina (meadow brown), 1915 nucleotides. Its product is annotated as protein ALP1-like. The transcript is spliced from 4 exons. NCBI's taxonomy places the organism in Eukaryota, Metazoa, Arthropoda, Insecta, Lepidoptera, Nymphalidae. The record is from RefSeq and is a predicted model, not a curated record. Bases 213 to 1349 code for a protein of 378 amino acids.
AUUUACAUAAAGUUUAGAGUCCCCGCAGACCAUAAACUUUUUAUCGGCCGAUAGUUUGAUCGGAUUUGGCUACUAGCGCGCACACCGAGCCAACUAAACAGUCGGUCGGUUAAAACGGUUGGUGAUGAGUGCGCAUACCAAACAACAGUCGGUCGACUGAUCUUGAAUGAUUUGCUAGUUGUUAAGUGACUUUUGAAGAAAGCGGUUGCAUAAUGAAAGUUAGAAAAUUAUCCAGAAAUGUUAUUAUUGCUUUUAUACUACGGAGAAGAAGGAUCAAGAAGAGAAACCGAGAGUAUUGGGUGCAUCCCAUUCACAGUGACAGAUUACUAAAUGCCUUCUAUCGAAUGAGCAUAAGCAGCUUCAAUGAACUCGUCAAAUUAAUUGGACCAGCAAUAGCGAAGGAGGAUACAAAUUUAAGACUUUCAAUACCUGCUGAAGGGAGAUUGAGCGUUACAAUACGAUAUUUGGCUACCGGAGUUAGUUUCAAUACUUUGUCAUUUGAUUAUCUAAUGGGUGCUUCUACAAUACGAGAUAUUACUAAAACUACAUGUGAGCAAAUAUGGAACAUACUUCAACCGUUGUUUAUGGCAAUCAAACAAGAAGAUGAUUGGAUUAAAAUUUCAGACGAAUUUUAUAGUCGCACAAAUUUUCCAAACAUCAUUGGAGCGAUAGAUGGCAAGCAUAUACGGAUGAUACAACCAGAACAUUCCGGAUCAUCAUAUUUUAACUACAAAAAGUUCUUCUCUUGCGUCUUAAUGGCUUGGACAGAUGCAGAUUAUAAAUUUGUGUAUAUAGAUGUUGGUUCUUAUGGGACAGCUAGUGAUUCAGAAAUAUUUAAAACAUCUGAAAUGGGUAAACGGCUUUCCGAAAACCGAUUAAACAUUCCCUCUGGAAGGCAUUUGCCCAAUGAUGAUGACGGAAAUGUUAUUCCAUUCUCUGUCGUAGGCGAUGAAGCGUUUGGACUUGACAAUCACAUAUUACGCCCUUAUGCAAAAAGAAAUUUAAACUACACCAAGCGAAUUUUCAACUAUAGACAUACAAGAGCUCGACGCAUGGUUGAAUGUACUUUCGGCAUUCUCGCUAACAAAUGGCGUAUUUUUCACCGCCCAAUUGACGUGAAUAUCAAUUUUUGUGUUCGAAUAAUCAAAGCUUGCUGUGUCCUUCAUAAUUAUGUACGAAUCAAAGAUGGUGUAAAAUUCACCGAUACACUCUACAGUUGUCCUAUGAAUAACUUAACGAUAAAUAAAAACAAUCGAGGAAGAAAUAAUAUGAAUGAGGUGCGGCAGUAUAUGUCGUCAUACUUUAUUUCUCCUGGAGGUGCAAUUCCUUGUCAAUAUAACAAAGUGUAAUAUUGAUUUAGUUAAACUCUAACAGCUCCAAACUUCUUGCCCAGGCUGAACGCAGGCGCGAUCCGAUGCAGAAUGCAUAAUUACGUGCCCAACUAUGUAAAAUUACAUGUGCAAAAUGGGGGUUGCGCUCACUUCGGCCGGCCAAAAAUAUUGGAGAAAUAUAACAUCACAUCAAACUUAUAUUAUAAAGGCGAAAGUUUGUAUGUAUGUGUCUGUGUGUUUGUUACUCUUUCACGCAAAAACUACUGAACGGAUUUGGCUGGGAAUAGUAUCUCAUACCCACGAUUAAAGCAACGACAAAGGCUACAUUUUAUACCAAAAAAUUAAAGGGUUCCCGCGGGAAUUGAAAAACCUAAAUCCAAGCGGACGAAUUCGCGAGCAAUAUCUAGUAUACCAUAAAGUUAAUAAUAUACCUACGGAAUAGGGGAACAAAAAUAUAAACUCUCAAACGAAAUAUAAACAGUGGCGGAUUUAUGUUUGAUUUCACCGAUGUCUGUCCGAUUGUCACCUUUACAAUAUUGUAGUGUAUUAUGUACAUGACGUACAUGAAUAAAAAUAUACUUACA